UCCUUAUAAGCCCCCGUCGCCUUGCGUCCUUUCUCAGAUACCCGUCCGUUCAGUUGCGUCCUCGUGCUAACAAUCGCACAAAACCCCCUCAACAACAUGGAAGACAGCAUGGAUAUGGACAAUAUGACUCCCCUGCGGCCACAGAACUUCUUAUUCGGCUGUGAACUUAAAGCAGAUAAGAAAGAAUAUUCAUUUAAAGUUGAAGACGAUGAUAAUGAGCACCAGUUAUCCCUAAGAACGGUUAGUUUAGGUGCGGCAGCUAAAGACGAAUUGCAUGUUGUUGAGGCAGAGGGGAUGAACUAUGAAGGAAAAAUUAUCAAAAUCACACUUGCAUCGUUAAAACCAUCUGUUCAACCAACGGUAUCACUUGGUGGCUUUGAAAUUACCCCACCUGUAGUUCUGCGGUUAAAAUCUGGGUCUGGGCCUGUAUAUGUCAGUGGACAACAUCUUGUGGCUUUAGAAGAUGAUCUUGAGUCCUCCGAUGAAGAGGAAGAUGAAGCUACUCCAAGUCCAAAGAAAAGAAGUGCUGCUAAUUUGGCAUCAAAGGUCCCCCAGAAAAAAGUGAAGCUAGACAAAGAUGACGAGGAUGAUGAGGAUGACGAGGAUGAUGAUGCUUUUGAUGAUGAAGAUGACAGUGAAGAUGACGACGAUGAUGAAGAGGAAGAAACACCAGUGAAAAAGCCAGUCCAAGUUGUGAAACCCAAAAGUGCACAAAAGGCAAACCAUAAUGGCAAGGCAUCUGAAUCAACCACGCCAGCUAAAACUCCAAAAACACCAGAGCAGAAGGCAAAGCAAGAAGGCAAAUCCCAGACUCCCAAGACUCCAAAAACCCCUUUAACUGCUGAUGAGAUCAAAGCAAAAAUACAGGCAACAUUAGAUAAGGGUGCUGGUGUUCCAAAACUGGAGCCUAAAUUUGCAAACUACAUAAAGAAUUGUUUCAGGGUGGAAAACCCAAAGGUAAUACAGGACCUCUGGAAGUGGAGACAGUCUAAAGAUGGAAAAUAAUGUUUUGUUGCCAGCCUGUGGCAGUCCUUUUUUCUUUUUUUCUUUUUUAUGUAUAAAUGCAGGGGAAGAAUUUGCCUGUUGUCUGAUACGUUUUUGUCCAGGAUACUGUGCCAAGAAUGUGUUCAAAUGCCUGUUUAGCUUUUCCACCCAUUUUGCACAUUGGAGUAUGUUUGGAAUGUUAUGUUAAGGCAUAGUAAUAGUGGUGGUCAGACAAAUGGGAAGGGGGGGUGAAGUCAGUGUACAUGUUUAAAAUUAAACUCCGUAUUUUACUUAA
Molecule: messenger RNA, 1279 nt
Organism: Bombina bombina (fire-bellied toad)
Lineage: Eukaryota; Metazoa; Chordata; Amphibia; Anura; Bombinatoridae
Gene: NPM1
Product: nucleophosmin 1
Exons: 11
Coding region: 97-1005 (302 amino acids)
Biological process (GO): ribosomal large subunit biogenesis; positive regulation of transcription by RNA polymerase II; ribosomal small subunit biogenesis
Cellular component (GO): nucleolus; centrosome; cytoplasm
Molecular function (GO): RNA binding; chromatin binding; histone binding
Source: RefSeq, a predicted model, not a curated record